UAUUUCCAUAUAAGUAAAAUCCACGAGCGUCAAACAAACUGCUGGGGUGUUCAUGAUAAGCUUUGUCAAUAGUACAUCCAGGAACAAAAUGACUUCUGCCCGGAGUUUGAUCUUCCUUUUGACUGUGGCGAUGAUGUUCAAUUUCAGUCAUUCGAGACAUUGUAGAGGUUCUUCUUCCAGAUGUCCGCCUGGCUGGCAUCGCCAUGGGAACUCUUGCUACAUGUUCUCAAAGAACACUCUACCCUGGAAUCAGGCCUUGCAUACAUGUGUUAGUCUUGGUGCUGGUUUGGUCGCCGUUGAAUCUCACAGGGAAGAGAAAUUCUUACAAAAUAGACUACGUCAUGAAUUUGCAAGUUUCAUGUUUUGGCUUGGAGGAUCAGAUCAGUAUCAUGAACACUCUGUUUGGUAUUGGAUUGCAACUGAAAAAAAUAUAAACAGUGGCUACACAGACUGGCAUCGUUCGGAACCCGAUCACCCAGGUACUUUGUCACAGUCUUCUUUAAAAGUGUUUUAA
Messenger RNA from Saccostrea echinata, 514 nucleotides. Its product is annotated as ladderlectin-like. The record is from RefSeq and is a predicted model, not a curated record. Lineage: Eukaryota; Metazoa; Mollusca; Bivalvia; Ostreida; Ostreidae. The coding region runs from base 53 to 514 and encodes 153 amino acids. The transcript is spliced from 5 exons.